This is a messenger RNA of Paraphaeosphaeria sporulosa, 1260 nucleotides long. RefSeq lists its product as uncharacterized. The transcript has a single exon. Lineage: Eukaryota; Fungi; Ascomycota; Dothideomycetes; Pleosporales; Didymosphaeriaceae. The record is from RefSeq and is a predicted model, not a curated record. The coding region runs from base 394 to 816 and encodes 140 amino acids.
AAUGGUAGGGAACUGACAUGUUUGGGCCAGGCGAGCCCUGGGGUCGGAACAUCCACCUUACCCUUGUCGGACGUCAGCCGGACCUCGUCAACGGUUUGUUUCAACGUCAGCCACCAUACAUCAGCCUGUGCCACCUAUUGGCAUGAAAAUCCCAGCAGAGCGGACUUCGAGCCAACGGCAUUGCCGCAAAGCUCUGAGGGAAAUAUGCCCGGCUUGCUGCUGCUUUCCUAAGAUGUCUUCUGUCGCAGUGUCCUGUCAUCCACCUCUGUUCCAAUCGCACUUCUCGCGCGCGUCAUAGCCGCUAUCCUCUCAUUUCACUGUCAUUCAUUUCUAGCUCCAAGUGAGCGUUUUCGAUAUCUUCACAUUUUUGCACGGAAUUCUUGUCGCGACAAUAUGCGAUUCCCAAGCACCGCUAGCGUCAUCGCGCUGGGCGCGCUCUUUCUCAACGCAUCCGCUAUCCCGUUUCAGCAAGGCGAUAGCCUUGGAGCUGUGGAAGCCUCGCUUCCCAGGGGCAUUACCACGUCUAAAGUGGACGUGAUACCCAACGACAAACGAGGCGUGACAACGUCCAAGGUCGACGUCAUCCCCAACGACAGAAGAGGCGUUAUUACUUCCAAGGUCGACGUUAUACCCAACGAUAAGAGAGGCAUCACGACAUCCAAAGUCGAUGUCAUACCCAACGACCGACGAGGUGUAACUACGUCCAAGGUGGAAGUCUUACCCAACGAGACUAGAGACGCCGCCAUCAACAGCGUACCGCGGGUUCGCGUCCGCAGCGGUCGAACCCGUGCAAACAGUAGGCCCGCACCCCAAUAGGCCUCGAAGCAGACAAGAGCGAAGUGGGGAACAACCAACAAAGUCGACCUUUAUGGGAAGAUGUGUCAUGCGCAAAGUCACAAGCCGGACGGGAGGGUCGAUGAGAGUGCAUGUUUCUACGUUGAGACAAGAGCGUAGGAUUCCGAAGUGUUUGAAGAGCGGAGCGGAGAGAAGCGAUUUGACAUUGAGUGGAAUGUAGACUAGGAUGUAAAUCUUGAUGUUCGGAUGAUAAACCCAGAGCAACGUGCGAGAUUGAAGACGAGUGACGAAUGAAUAUGCUUGACUUUGGUCUCAUAUCUCGUGGUAGACAUGCUUCCUCUUGGUCCUUACACAAUGCCCAUGGUUGUCUGGUCAUGAUUAUCGACUCAGUGUUCCGACGAUGUAUAAGCGUCACUGUUCUACAUUACACUUCGUGGCCAGCUGCGCCGAGGCUCGCAACCAGGU